AUGACGGCCAUCUACCAGACCGACCCGUUCGAAUCGGCGGCCGGCCCGGCGAGCAAGCAUGGGAAACCGUACAUGGGCCCGUGCUUGAUCUGCUGCGAGCCGUCCUAUGGAAAACACUACGGCGUCAUCGCGUGUCUCGGCUGCAAGACGUUUUUUCGCAGGGCCAUCGUCCAGCGCACCAACCAGGAAUGCCAGCGCGAGGGCCAGUGCAACACCGAGACCAAGGUCAAGCGAAUUUGUCGUGGAUGCCGGCUGAUGCGUUGUUUUGCUGCUGGGAUGAAGCUGGAAGCUCUCCAACCUCGCCGUGACCACACCAGCCUGCGCGUUUAUACCAGAAAACCGAUGAAGCGUGUCGUGUUCACCAGAGAAAUGGGAGAGACAAAACCAAGUGUUAGCGGCGAAGCUGCGCUUGAAGAAGAUGGCCCGUCACCAGGAAGCAGCACGCCAACACCCCUCGAGGACAUGCAAUUCGAAAGUGAUACGCUGCUCGAGCUGAUGCAACGUUUGACGACGAUUGAUACGCAAUGUAGACAGCAGAAGGCAGAUUGGAUCCGUUCUUGGGAUGAAGCUCGGAAGCUCGCCCACCGCGAAGGCGACAUGGACUAUAUCGAGAUGAAUGAAGCUGUUGGGCGUCGCAUCAUCCUGGCUGUAGACGUGCGUAUCAUCACCGGAUUCGAGGUUCAUUCAAUGCUCGACUGGGUGAAAUCGAUUCCGGUGUUUAGCAAGCUGAAAGAUGCAGAGAAGGAAGUGUUAUGCAAACGCUUCGCCAUGCCGUAUCAGAUCCUCGAGCACGGCUACUUCACGGCAAAAUCGGGCGUGAAAGACGCGUGGCUGUACCCGAAUGGCAGUUGUAUGCCGCGGAAUAUGGGCGCGUUGAGUAACCAGGAACAAAUCCCCGAGGACCGGAAAUGGCGCCAGGAGAAGCUGUACAAAGAGAUGACGGCCACGUGCAUUGAUGAGGUCGCUAUCCCCCUCGCCACCCUCGAAGUAUGGCCGGAAGAGCUCGUGACGCUGAAGAUCAUCCUAUUUUUGCAUUGCGUAAUGCCGCAUGGAGAUGACGACGAGAUUAGCGAGGAGUCCCGCAAGAUGUGCCUCGCUUACAAAAACCACGUGAUCCAGGCCCUAUUCCGCUACUACAAGAACCUGCAUUGGGAUGGUUAUGAAGAACGCUUCGGGAAUCUCGUGCUGCUGAUCGCCGGUAUCAAGACGGCCGCCUCGGCCAUGCUGGAGAGCUUGCAAGUAAUGCGCCUUUUCAACAUUGUCGAAUUCGAUCGUCUCUCCACGCAGCUCCUCUUCAAUUCGGAUCAA
This is a messenger RNA of Mesorhabditis spiculigera, 1308 nucleotides long. The record is from the annotation of a GenBank genome assembly. Lineage: Eukaryota; Metazoa; Nematoda; Chromadorea; Rhabditida; Rhabditidae.